This is a messenger RNA of Zonotrichia albicollis (white-throated sparrow), 1211 nucleotides long. NCBI's taxonomy places the organism in Eukaryota, Metazoa, Chordata, Aves, Passeriformes, Passerellidae. The record is from RefSeq and is a predicted model, not a curated record.
AAUCCCUGUCCCACCCCUGCAGUGCCAGGGCUCUGUGCAUUGUUGCCUUCAUCCUCUUCUUCCUCUUCCUCACCUGUGCCCUACCUAGCGGGGGUGCAAUCAGCUGAGGCUGUCUGGCCCCUCCCUGGGCUGGGCCUGGCUAUAAAACCCAGGGGCCAGGCAGAGGGUGUCACAAGGAUCUGGGAGCUGUUGGCAGGUGAGUCCGGGGGUGCCAGGGCUGAACUUGGGGGGUUUAGUCUGUUGGAUGCUGCUGCUAUCCCUGGGCUGGAGAUGGGAUCCUGCUUGGUUCCCACAGGACUCAGAGCUGGGUCUGGAUUUGGCCUCGCCACAAUGAGUUUUGGAUUAUGCUUUUUGGGGCACAAGAUGCCACAGAGUAGGUUUGGGGGGCACAGCCUUGGGCACAACAUGAGGUGCAGAGGGGGCUGCUGGUGUGUACGAGGGCUGUUCCCAUGGGACACCUCAAGUGCUGUGUCUGGGUGACGCUGGAAUGGCCCCAGCUGGACAUGGGGAGCAGAGGGGUCUGAUGAGGGGCAAAGGGGCCAUUCCCGUGGGAUAUCCCCCUCCUGUGUGGGUGGUGUUGGGAUGGCUCUGUGGGGCAGGUGGACAUGGGGAGCAGGAGCUGCCAUCCGUGUCCCAGCCACCAGGAAAUGGUGGUGGUGACCCUGGUGACAUAGCCUUGAGUCACACUGGAGACUGCAGGUGACAGACAGCCCAUGUCCGGUACACGGGCUGGGAGGGAUGCUUGGAGAGAGGCAGCCCAGUCCCUGAACCGCCCCAUCCCUGUCCCCAGACAGCAGCAGCAGCAGCGAUGGCAACACUCUACCCCUCCCUGGAGGACAUGAAGGGCCACCAGGUCCUGCAGGCACAGGCAGCAGCUGGGGUGAGGACCCCUGCCACCACAGUGGCCACAGAGAAGCCAAAGCUCACCUCUGCCACCACAGCGGCCACAGAGAAGCCAAAGCUCACCUCGGGCACUGAGCCUCCUGUGCUGUACCCCAACCUGGCCGAGCUGGAGAACUACAUGGGGCUGGCGCUCUCCAGCGAGGAGAUCCAGAAGAACCUGGGCACGGAGGACAGCACCGUAGGUGUCUGGGCUGGCAGCUCCCUGCCCCUUGUGGCUCCCCGUGCCUGAACGGGGCUCCCUUGGGUUCCUCACCCUGCCCGAGAAAGGCAUGCAGCCCUCCCAAAGGGGGGCUGAGGUGUCCCCCUGU